Molecule: messenger RNA, 1671 nt
Organism: Paramacrobiotus metropolitanus
Lineage: Eukaryota; Metazoa; Tardigrada; Eutardigrada; Parachela; Macrobiotidae
Exons: 8
Coding region: 144-1337 (397 amino acids)
Biological process (GO): regulation of cyclin-dependent protein serine/threonine kinase activity; mitotic cell cycle phase transition
Cellular component (GO): cyclin-dependent protein kinase holoenzyme complex; nucleus; cytoplasm
Molecular function (GO): cyclin-dependent protein serine/threonine kinase regulator activity
Source: RefSeq, a predicted model, not a curated record
GAGCGCUCCUUACAGCAGUUGUAAGAUUUGCAUCUGUACUGCUGCUCGACGCUUCUACUUCAGCUUUCACAGCUUUAUUUUAAUAUUUAACGAUCACUAAUUUAUUAGCCAUCUUUGUAGAGUUCUACUAAAAUUCAAGGAGAAUGGCGUCACUGCAGAACCGCGGGAAUCAUAAGCAGCAUCGAGCACUCGGUAACGCGAAGCCUGCCAUUCGUCCUGGUCUUCAGAAUGCUACCAACAAAAUUCUCCUAGCUGGUCCCGAGAAAAAGAUUGCUACGAACCUGCAGAAGAAGCCGAAGUUGCAGAAUGAGAAUGAGGCCAAAUCCAAGCAGCCAGCGCAAUCCCGACUGCCCACGUUGUCCUCGCUGCGCCAGAACAUCACGCUGGAGAAACGACAGAAGAUGCUGCAGGAUGUUGUGCGGACUGGCGGAAAAGAGCAUGGGUUCAUGACGUACAAAGAGCGACCGGAGGACGUCCCGGACAUCUAUGCGGAACAUGUGGGAAACGAAGCGCUGGUGGUGGCCUACGUGGAGCAUAUCUACACUUACCUGUACCACCGUGAGCGAUAUUCACUGUUGGCGAAAGACUUCAUGGAUGGGAUGUCGGUUAAUCCGCGGAUGCGCACCAUCCUUGUGGACUGGAUUGUCAGCGUGAUGCACAAAUUCAAGCAGGGCCAGGAUACGCUUUUCUUAACGCUGAACAUCGUCGAUCGCUUCCUUUCUAUCCCGGAAAUCGAUGUAACGAAGGAUGAACUGCAGCUGAUCGGAGUGACCGCCAUGUUCAUCGCCGGGAAGUUCGAGGAAGUUUAUCCGCCGGAAGUGGGGGAUUAUGUGUACAUCUCGGAUGAGGCGUGCUCGCGCAAGCAGAUUCUGGACUGUGAGAUGAUGAUGGUCAACGCGUUGAACUUCGAUUUCACUCGCCCCUUACCCGUGCAUUUUCUUCACCGCGUCUGUAAAGCUGCACAUGCCAAACCGGACGAGUAUUGCUUGGCUAAAUUCUUCAUGGAACUGGCGCUGAUGCAUAUUGAGUUUGUGGAGGUGAAGCCGUCACUGGUAGCAGCUGCAGCGGUGUAUUUGGCUGUCCUGUUCCGUCGUCGGUCCCAUGAUUUCUGGGAUUCGAAAUUGGCUUAUUACAGCAAUUACGAAGAAGGCGAGGUGAAACAGAUGGCUUUCAAGAUGGUGGACGUUCUGAAACAAGCCCGAACAGCCAAGUGGCAGUGUAUCAUUAAGAAGUACGACACACCGAAGAAUUUUGGAGCAUCCAAGAUAACCGACCUGGAGCUGGAUGAAGUGGCGAAACAUUUCGGACGAAGCUUGGAAGAUUUGGACGUUCACUAGGAUGCCCCAUGGUGUUUAAUGAUUAUUCGCUCUGGAUUGCUUUGCAGCUGAUGAUUAUGUGGUUAAUCCUUGCCCGUUGUACUCAUAAAUUUUUCUCUCCUUUUGUCUAUGAUGUUUUUUCUGUGACUGUGGAAUGCAUCCCGCGUGUUUGAUGCCUCUAGUUUACUGCCUUAUUUUGAUAGUUUUAUAGUUGUCUUUUCUGAUUUGGCCAUUUUGGGUGGAUUUUUCCAUCAUACUUGCCUGCCGUGAUCCUGUUGGCACUGGCUUUCCACAGUGUUUGAAUCACAAACCAAAUUUGCGUGCGUUUUUCUAUUGUAUUUUUAUACACGCUUGG